Messenger RNA from Anopheles merus, 795 nucleotides. RefSeq lists its product as uncharacterized. NCBI's taxonomy places the organism in Eukaryota, Metazoa, Arthropoda, Insecta, Diptera, Culicidae. The coding region runs from base 1 to 795 and encodes 264 amino acids. The transcript has 2 exons. The record is from RefSeq and is a predicted model, not a curated record.
AUGCCUGCGGACAAAAAGGUUACGAAACUAACAAAAGUGUAUAAGGACCGCCGUACGUGGAUGGAAGAAUUUGUGGAUUUUGUGGAUAACUAUAAAGAUUCUGAACAGCGGGUAGAACUACAAAGUCAAUUGAAAGCGUUAGAAGGAGCGAAGGAUGCGUACGAAGAGGCGAGGGAAAAUUUGCUUAUUGAAGAUGAAGAAGCAGAUGAAGUGCAGAUGCGAAGUGAUAGAAGGGAUUUCUUUAAAAAGUUUCACCGUGUGAGAGGGUUUAUCAUGGAUAUGUUGAAGACUGAUGAAAGUGUGCAGCCGAUCGCAAGUAGCACGAUGGCGAAUACGACUACAGCGAGUGUUAAAAUGCGUUUACCAAAACUCGAGCUUCCGACGUUUGAUGGUAACAUUACCCAGUGGGUAACGUAUAAGGAUCGUUUUGUGUCUUUAGUGCAUGAUGUGGCUGAGCUACCGGAUGUAGCCAAACUUCAGUACCUUUUAGCUUCGCUGAAGGGAGAAGCUGCACUACAGUUUGAGCAGGUGCCGCUGGAGGAGAAAAGCUACGCGUCAACCUGGGACACCCUGUUGCAGAGAUACGACGACAAUAAGCAGCUGCGAAGGGAAUAUUUUAAAGCACUUGUUCAGCUGGAACCGAUGAGUGCCGCAACGUCAUCUGAAUUAACCAGAAUUGUUAACGAAACACGACGACUGGUUCAAGGAAUGAAACGGCUGGAAGAACCAACGCAACAUUGGAACACACCGCUCACGACACUGUGGAAAACAAGACCGACACCUACGACCUGUUGA